AUGAACUGCAGGCUUUUGAUUAAACUCAUACCUGAGAUGUGGUUGAUCUUCCUUCUGGAAAAUGUACUAUUAGAUGCAAAUGGGUUUACAAGAUUAAAACUCAUUCUGAUGGUUCCAUUGAGCAUUACAAAGCUCACCUUGUCGCCCGGGGAUUUACUCAAGAAUAUUGCCCGUGAUUCUGCCUUGUUUAUACGUAAGACGAAGCGUGGUACUAUUCUCCUUCUCCUCUAUGUGGAUGAUAUGAUUAUCACUAGAGAUGACACAAUGGUUGUUUCUAGUCUCAAACAAUUUCUCAAUCGCCAGUUUGAGAUGAACGAUUUGGGUUCGCUUAGCUAUUUCCUUGGCUUAGAAAUUUCUCAAGAUUCCUUUGGUUAUUUUCUUACCGAGGCCAAGUAUACUUCUGAUCUCUUGGUUCGUCCUAGCCUUACGGAUUGCAAGAGUGUCACUACUCUAGUUGAUCCUCAGACUCAUCUUACACCCCUUGACGGUUCCUUAUUAUCUGAUGCCACUUUAUAUCGCCAGCUAGUUGGCAGUCUUGUAUAUCUUACAGUUACUCAUUCAGAUAUUGCUUAUGCUAUUCACAUUGUCAGUCAAUUUAUGGUUGCUCAUCGCUCUCCACACUAUGCUGCUCUGGUUCGCAUUUUGCGCUAUCUCAAAGGAACUCUGUUUCAUGGUCUUCAUUACUUCCCUCACUCUUCUCUACAGUUGCAUGCAUUUUCUAAUGCCGAUUGGGUAAGGGAUCGUACUGAUUGUCGUUUCACUACUCGGUUCUACUUCUUCUUGGGCAACUCUCUCAUUUCCUGGUGUAGCAAGAAGCAAACCCUUGUUGCUCGUUCUAGUACCGAGGCUGAGUAUCAUGCCCUUGCUGACACUAUUUAA
This is a messenger RNA of Camellia sinensis, 879 nucleotides long. NCBI's taxonomy places the organism in Eukaryota, Viridiplantae, Streptophyta, Magnoliopsida, Ericales, Theaceae. The record is from RefSeq and is a predicted model, not a curated record.